UGACGCACACAGCAACAUCGACCUUCCAGCAGCACACCACCUCAACAACAACGACAAAAACAGCAACAACAGCGAGCAACGCAUCCACCGCUUCAUUCGACACCUUUACCCACCGCCCACCCCCCAUCCACCACCUCCGUACGGCAUCAUGUCUACCUCCGAGGGCGAGCAGCCUAUCACGCUGGUCUCAAGCGACAACAUCUCUAUCGUCACCCAGCGCAAGGUCGCCGAGCGCUCUAUGCUCAUCAAGAACAUGAUCGAGGAUCUCGGUUCUCCAGGCGAGGAGCCAAUCCCAAUCAUGAACGUCUCUGAGGCCGUUCUGCGCAAGGUCCUCGAGUGGUGUGAGCACCACAAGAAUGACCCUGUUCCAACUCAGGACGACGACGCCGAUUCGCGCAAGAAAACCACCGACAUAGAGGAUUGGGACCAGAAGUUCAUGCAGGUUGACCAAGAGAUGCUCUUUGAGAUUAUCCUCGCCGCCAACUACAUGGACAUCAAGGCCCUUCUUGACGUUGGGUGCAAGACUGUUGCGAACAUGAUCAAGGGCAAGUCGCCAGAAGAGAUUCGGAAGACUUUCAACAUUCAGAAUGACUUCACCCCAGAGGAGGAGGAUCAGAUUCGUCGCGAAAACGAGUGGGCUGAGGACCGUUAAACGGCUCGCCAGGACACACAUCUUUACCGCCAUACAUCACCGCUGGUGAUAUGCUGCGGCUUGCGAGUACCCGCAACAUACCCCUCCAACUAUGCCCGGACCAGCGACUUGCGCACUGAGGGGCGGCACAUUUCUACAAUAAAAUGGAUAUGGCUGCAUGGCGUUCGGUGCAUAAGAGAGUAUGAUUGCUGCUGCUUAACGUUAUGAAGACUACGAAUGGGAGCAUGCUACCGCCAGUGUCCGCAGGUCGCCUCUUUUGGUCGACCGCGGCUGGGCAAGCGAGCUGGGGCAUGCGUACGCAAAGCGUCGGCGAACGCGGUCAGGCACAAGAGGGCUGUGCUUGUAUAGACAGCUUCAAUGAGACUUUUUUGACAACUUUACC
Sphaerulina musiva SO2202 is the source of this 1034-nucleotide messenger RNA. Its product is annotated as sulfur metabolism negative regulator. Gene Ontology annotation, cellular component: nucleus; cytoplasm. Gene Ontology annotation, molecular function: cullin family protein binding. NCBI's taxonomy places the organism in Eukaryota, Fungi, Ascomycota, Dothideomycetes, Mycosphaerellales, Mycosphaerellaceae. Gene Ontology annotation, biological process: mitotic cell cycle; SCF-dependent proteasomal ubiquitin-dependent protein catabolic process. The record is from RefSeq and is a predicted model, not a curated record. The transcript is spliced from 3 exons. The coding region runs from base 149 to 652 and encodes 167 amino acids.